Molecule: messenger RNA, 547 nt
Organism: Chelonus insularis
Lineage: Eukaryota; Metazoa; Arthropoda; Insecta; Hymenoptera; Braconidae
Product: glutaredoxin-C4-like
Exons: 3
Coding region: 175-471 (98 amino acids)
Biological process (GO): cellular response to oxidative stress
Cellular component (GO): cytoplasm
Molecular function (GO): glutathione disulfide oxidoreductase activity
Source: RefSeq, a predicted model, not a curated record
ACGUCACAUAAUAUACACUACAUAUUACGUACUUGUAGUAAAACUCUAGUGACUCAUUGGUUCGUGGUUUUACACGACGCGUAAAUUGCACAUACGCUGGAGUAAUCACACUUUGAAAUAGUUUGUUACGGUUUCACCUUGUAUCAACUUGUUUAUCUUACGAAAUUUAUCACCAUGCCAGUGUUACGAGAAACGGUUGAUCAACUCAUCAAUUCUGAUACAGUUGUUAUUUUCUCAAAAACUUAUUGUCCUUAUUGUAAAAUGGCUAAAGAAGUUUUUGAUAAAAUGGCAAAAAAAUAUACCUCUAUAGAACUGGAUGAGAGGGAUGACGGGGAUGAAAUUCAAAAUAUUUUGGAGGAAAUUACUGGUGCUAGGACAGUGCCGAGAGUAUUUGUUAAAGGAGAAUGUUUAGGAGGUGGAACAGAUGUUAAAAAAUUGUAUGAAGCUGGAGAUUUGGCAAAGAAGUUUUAAUUCUUGUACUUAGAUAUAAUAUAAAAGAAAUUACACAGAUAUUGAUAUCUAAAUAAAAAUUUAUUGAAAAUUGUAA